Molecule: messenger RNA, 10833 nt
Organism: Microplitis mediator
Lineage: Eukaryota; Metazoa; Arthropoda; Insecta; Hymenoptera; Braconidae
Gene: Pka-C1
Product: cAMP-dependent protein kinase catalytic subunit 1
Exons: 1
Coding region: 1026-2087 (353 amino acids)
Biological process (GO): peptidyl-serine phosphorylation
Cellular component (GO): nucleus; cAMP-dependent protein kinase complex
Molecular function (GO): ATP binding; cAMP-dependent protein kinase activity
Source: RefSeq, a predicted model, not a curated record
GAGCUGUCAUUAAUCAGUUCACAAGCUCAGACUCAAAACAAUCUGACAGACUGAUUUUAAAAACAUAAUAAAGUAAUAAUUUUUGAUGGCACUGGUCGGUGUCUAAACCCGGGUGGUCGUUUCUGCGCAGCCAUUGUAUAGAUCCCUCGACUCCAUUCAGCAGACAAUUAAUGUCUCGUAUAGGUAUAGGUAUACAUAUAAAUGUAAAUGUGUGUGACGUGCUUAGGUAGUUGAUGUGGAGAGUCGUUAGCGGCGUUGGUGACGGUCCUCAGCUCACUGUAGAGUGCGGUGUACAGUGUGCCGACGUCCUCGGUUUGGAGCGGGCUCGAGGGGUUGAGCGUCAUCAUCAUAAGCGCGAGUGUGUAUUUUAUUAUUUUUACAUAAGCCCGAAUUAACAAACGCAAACGAGUGUGUCGCAAGUGCUCAGUGAAGUGUCGUGAUCAUAAAUUAUAAUAAUUUGAUAAAUAGUUAUUUUAAAAGUUUAUCAAUUAAAUUAAUUGAUGGAUUGGAGUGAGAAAAGUGAUUGACUGGAUAAAAUAAUAAUAAUAAUAAUAGAAAAGUUGGUAAGCACCUUAUCCGACAAUUGGUGUGUCGUGUAUGGUACGUGGGGACUUUGGAUCAGAGAAACGACGGCAGUGGCGGUUGUAAUUGACAGGAAAGAUGGCGCAAGGUGCAGACGAGGAGUGUUGACCUAUUUUGUUGACCCCCGUUGAGUUUUUUGUGAGAAUAAUCGAGCGUUCUGUCACGCGCCUGGUGAUCGAAGCUCCGACGUUGCCCAAGGAGCUUCAAUAAUUACUCAAGGCCGGUGUAAUUUAAGUACCCACUGAUAAUAACAACAAUAAUAAUAAUAGACGAAAUUAUUUGGUAGAUAGCCCAGCAAGCAGCAGGCCAACUGAAAUAGUUUAUAAACACUCCGUGUAAUUGGAGUGUUUAAAUUAUCGGAAACAGUAACGAGGAAAACCGCAGCAAUUUUGAAAAAAUUCGAUAUCCGUGGAGCCUUAGCGGGCUCGAGCACGGCUGGAAAGAUGGGGAACAAUGCCGCGACAGCGAACAAAAAGGUUGACGCUGCCGAGAGUGUCAAGGAGUUUCUGGACGAGGCGAAAGAAGAGUUCGAGGAAAAAUGGAAGAAAAAUCCCACCAACACCGCGGGGCUGGACGACUUCGAGAGAAUCAAGACUCUGGGGACUGGCUCGUUCGGCAGAGUCAUGAUAGUCCAGCAUAAGCCCACUAAAGAGUAUUACGCAAUGAAGAUACUCGACAAACAGAAAGUCGUAAAGUUAAAACAAGUUGAGCAUACGUUGAAUGAAAAACGGAUACUACAGGCUAUAAGUUUUCCGUUUCUCGUGUCGUUACGUUUUCACUUUAAGGAUAACUCAAAUCUUUACAUGGUACUGGAGUAUGUUCCCGGUGGAGAAAUGUUUUCACAUUUACGAAAAGUUGGAAGAUUUUCCGAGCCACAUUCACGUUUUUAUGCCGCUCAAAUAGUACUUGCUUUCGAGUAUUUACAUUACCUUGAUCUCAUUUACCGUGACUUGAAGCCAGAAAAUCUGCUGAUCGAUUCCCAGGGCUAUCUUAAAGUCACUGAUUUUGGUUUCGCUAAAAGAGUGAAAGGAAGAACGUGGACGCUGUGCGGGACGCCGGAGUACUUGGCGCCCGAAAUAAUAUUGAGCAAGGGCUACAACAAAGCCGUCGAUUGGUGGGCGCUCGGAGUUUUGGUCUACGAAAUGGCUGCCGGUUACCCGCCAUUUUUUGCCGACCAGCCGAUCCAAAUAUACGAAAAAAUAGUAAGCGGCAAAGUGAGAUUUCCGUCCCACUUUGGCUACGAUUUGAAAGAUCUGCUCCGUAAUUUACUCCAAGUUGAUCUGACCAAGAGGUACGGGAACUUAAAAGCCGGCGUAAACGACAUCAAAGGUCACAAAUGGUUUGCCAGCACUGAUUGGAUAGCUGUCUUCCAGAAACGCAUUGAAGCACCGUUUAUUCCCAAGUGCAAAGGACCCGGCGACACUAGUAAUUUUGAUGACUAUGAGGAAGAGCCGCUGAGAAUCUCAAGCACCGAAAAAUGCGCCAAAGAAUUUGCUGAAUUUUAAAUUAUUUAUUAUUGGUAUUUUAUCAUUUUAACAUAAUGACAAUUUAAUCUACUGAAUUUAAAACUCAAAUAAUCAGCUACUGCUGAAUUAUUUACUGAUGCUGCUGCUGAUCGAUCGGUACCGCUCGAUUACUAAAUGUAAAACCGGGUGUUAAAACGUGUACUUUUCGUUGCUAAUGUCAUACAUUUUACAUUAUUACUAUUACAAUGGUAAUUAAUUCAUUAAUAAUUAACAAUAAUAUUAAUAAUAAUAAUUCAUGUACGUUAUUGUAUCGAUGAUUAUUAUUUGUUUUCAUACCUGGCCUCCAUCAUUCCAAGGAGUUAUUAUCUGGAAUCUUUUGCAAUCUCUGUGAUUCUUCGUUUUGUGUAUAAUUAUAAAUAAUUAAACGUCGUAUCCAUUUAAAUAAAAAAAAAAACUAGUCGUUCUCAUAAAACUGAAGAGUUCUCAUAAAAUAAUAAAACGGAUUAUGCUAUCGAGUAGCCAGCAACUAUCAUACAUUAUGGUAGCUUGUGAAUGCUCAUAAUUCAGCCAAUAGAGACAUACGGAAUUAAUAAAAUGACGAGAAGUACUAGCACUCAAGUACAUCAUGCACUUUAUUAACUGUAAUCCCCUUGUCCAAGUAAACUAAAGUAAAUAAUAAAAUACGAACUCAAGUAAACUUAAAUCUCAAUUCAAAUUUAAAUCUCAACUUAAAUCUCAACCUUAAAAUCUUAAUCUCAAUUAUACGUGUCAUUGAUACAACACCGAUGAUAUGAUUUAUUGAGGCGGGCCCUGUGUCGACACCCAAGAUCUUGGUUUUCUUACAUUAGUGUUAUCAGUUAAUUAGUUAAGUGUGACGGAACUUGGUUGUCAUCUGGCGAUCACCAUUUUAUAAACACACAUGUAUAACAAAAAUUUACCACACAACAAACAACUACAAUAUUGUCAUCAUCAGUCACCGAUUAAUCAAGAGGAGUAACAUUUUGAGUUUAAGAAGAUCAUCAAGCAUCGGUGGAGCCGAGUCAUUAUGCAAGAGCCGAUUUAAAAGGGAGUACGAUUGAGACUGGGAGAAUUUUACUAUUAUGUAUGGAUGGAUGAUAAAAAAUGAGUAGAAUUGUGAGUUUAUGCAUGAAAACAUAAGAUAGCAAGAGUGUGAAUAUGUAUCAUAAUUCCUUUUAUUGUUCCUCCGUGUCGAGAGCACAAUGACUUGAUAACGGAGACUAAAACUAAACGGACCUUGAGUGUAUGAGUGUGGAUGUGCAUGAAUAUAUCAGGUUUUAUGACAUACGCUGGCUCUCAGCAACAGCUUUUCGCGGUCGUUAAUGGCGAUCCAUUCAAAAUGAUAAAAAUAGCAGUAGAAAAAAAAAGGCAGUAAUGUGCUAAAUAAUAUAUAAAUAAAAGUAUGAUGUUAAAUAAUGUUAAUUUCACAGUGGAUGCUAUUUUUAUCAGCUUUAGAAGUGAUGAAGGAUCGCUGUGUCCGUGAAAUAAAUAAAUAUUACUACAUAUAGAAUUUAAAAACCCGUUUCGCGGGCCAUUGUUCCAUCAAUUGAGGAAAAACAUCCAGAUGCUGACGGUAUAUCAGCUGGGUUAAUAUAAAUAUGAAUGAUGAAAACAUUUAUGGCUUAUGUAUAGAUAUAUAUGAUAUCUGGAUAUUAUUUCUCGGGCAGUUAGGUUUAUCGUCCUCGUGUCGGCGUAACUGCAUAUAAUAUGCGCGUACUGUAACGCACUGUACCAGUGUACGUAGCCAGGCAAUCUUAAAUAAUAAAAUAAAAGUCUCGACAUGACUGUUAAUACGAGAGUACAUACAUUAUGAAUUACAUGUGAGUGUGUUAUGUGAAUGAGCGUAAUAUAUUAAAUCAUCAUAUUGCACUAGACGGGAGUAUGACAUUACGAGAAAUUCUCAAGUAUUGUAUAUUAUAUAUUCUAGCAUAGAGGAAAUUAUUUCACGUUUUAGAUUACAUAUAUUUAUAUUCAAAUCUAUUCUAGAAUAUAUAUAUAUAUAUAUAUAUAAGUAUAUGCAUGUGUGCAUUCUCCUCCCUACCUCAAGAGCCAUUCACAGCUCUCAUUACUACCGCUGUCUCUCUUUUUUUCCCAAUUAAAAUAAAAACACCAACAGCAACAAGAACAAGAACAAAAACAAAAAGACGUACAAUCUCGUGCUACCCUUAUCAUGUUCACCCCUUCGUUAGUUUUUAAAACCAGUAGGUUUCGCGCUCGACAAAAGUCUUGGCACUCAUUGUACAUACUAUUUAGAAAUAUCUGGUAAUUCUGUUAUUUUUAGAUGAGCCAUAUAUAUAAAUAUAUAUCUAUAUAUAUUAUUUUGUUAGUGCUCGGUCGCAGUAUUUUAAAAUUAUAAAAUAUUAAAAUAUGUCUGCACGUAAUAUCAAUCGUAAUGAACCCACGUAUACAAUAUACGCUCAUACUUAGUACAUAUACAUUUACACUUAUACAUACACACAUAUAUAUAUAUACAUACAUGAUAAAACAUACGCAGUGCACACAUUAAUAACAGAGUCAUAUAAAAUUUUAAGUCUGAUAAAGAAGCUGGGAUCUGCCCGUUGGCGGUUUAAAAUUAAAAAUUUAAACUUUCCGUGGGUUAAAUAAACGCGAAAUGCCAAGCACUUGCUGUUGUUCUUAAUAACAUAUUUUAUAUAAUAUUUAUUACCAUAAAGUUGCGAUACAUCGUUUACAUUUAAUUAAUUAUCUCAGUUUGAUAGUCAGCAAGUGCCGCCGUCUAAUUGCUCGUUAUUAUCAUGACUAGACUAUUUUACAGAUGUUUUUGUAUAGUAUAUAAUCAUGUGGCUUUAUACCUGAUAUUUAUUUAACGAUCCAAGGACAAUAUUUUAUUUUUUUUGCAUUAAACCCGCCGGAUAGAAUGAAAAAAUAUCAAAGCUUCCGCUUAAGUCGCGGGUACUCAAAAUUAAAACCGAUCUGCUGAUAGUUUUAUCGACACCAUCUAAAUUAUAAUUAUCAUCGUUAUUGCUGUUAUUAUAUGUCACUAGCUACUGCUUCUAUUUAAAUACUUGAUCUACUAUCAUCAUAAUUAUUAUUAAUAUGCGAAUUAAAAAGAAUAUCUUAAUAACAUUAUCGCGCGUUUAAAUGCACCUCGAAAAUCUUUUAAACAGCUCGUGGAUUAGCGGUUUAAUUAUAGAAAUCUAGAUCAAUUUAACAUAAACCAUCUGACACUAAUAAAACUCGUUAUAAAUAUAUAUAUAUAUUUUUUAUUUAACUUUUAUCAAUUUACAAAUCAUUUUUCUAUUAACGCAAAUUGUAUAUGAUCCUGAAGUUAGCAGACAGUUAAAAUUUUUUUGAUUUUUUUUCCAACAUCAAUUACAAAAAAAAAAAACUAAAAAUAUGCGCAUGUAGAAAAUUUAAAAAACUACAGGUGCCAAUUUUUCAAAUUUUUUUUUUUUAUAAUUUAUUGCUUAAAAAAAAACAAAAAUUAUUAGACGUCGGCUAACUUCAGUAUCAUAAAUUGUAUCUGCAGAUUAAAAUUAAAAAUACAAAAGUGCUUUCAUUUCUUUCUUUUUACUAUAAAUAAUUUUUAUCACAAAAAAAUUUAUAAGUAGCAGUAGCCAGUCUCGAAAUUUUGUAAAUACGAUUAUAAAUAUAUUAAUUAAAUACUAAUUAUUAUCAUAAACAAGAAAUGGUGAAACUAUUGUCCGUCUAGCUCAUGAAAGGUAUUUUUAAAUUUAAAAACAACAGCUUAUAUUUAUUAAUACAGAGAAAAUCCCCUUUUCUUCAAUGAAUGUUUGUCUCAGUAUUUUUUUUACUUUUCAUUUGUCGUAAUCCCUAUCGUCAUGCUCGAGGACGAUACAUCCCGACUGUAUUACGCUAUUGUACAUUGUUUCUGUAUUUUAUAUACAUUACACACACACAUACACACACACACACACACACACACACAUAAAACACACACACACCUCGUCGCGACUGGUUUAAAUUUAGAUUCUCUUCAUGCUAUUCAGCAGUAUUGCUACACAUAAAAAAUAAAAUAAAGUAAUAAAUAAAUAAAUCAAUGAAUUGAAAAUAUAAAUAAAUAUAUAUUCUCAAUAUAAACACGAAUGUGUAUUCCAUUCACUUGGUAUUUGUCUAUGAUUUAUAAUUUGUUUAUAAAAAAUAUAAAAUUCAUUCUUUUAGAUUUUUUUAUUGUACGCCCGAAUUUUAAAUGAAUAGUAAAAUUUUGACCAAGUGACUGGAACAUUCGAUGUUAUUUUUUCUAUUAACUAUGAAAUAAAAAUCUGGAGGUAAUAAAUAUGAAUACUAAUAACAAAAAACAAUAAAUGUUUACGUAAUAUCGAGGCGUAUUGUCUGCGCGUAUAAACGCGAACAUUUUGUUAAUUUAUCCAGGCCCAGAUUGCAGAUAAACUGAAGCCUUUACACUUAAAAAUAUCUUGACAUUAAAAUUUUGAUUAUCUCCAAAUUUUUUUUAUUUUUCCGGCCGUGUGUAGCAAAGAGAAACUUAAAUAAAGUUGCUGGUUGAAAAUAAAGUAAAUAAAUACAUAUAAUUAUACGAUUGGAAUGAAUAAUAAUAAUAAUGGAUAAAUGUAAUGAUAAAUAAUUUGAAAAUAUAAAUUAUUUAUUUAUCGUAAUCAUGAGAUCUUUGUAAAUCAAAGUUUUAACGUAUUUAUUAUUAUAAAGAUUUGUGUAAGUGAGUAAAUAAUAUUUAAUUGUGGAUAAUCCGAUCAUUCUAUUCGAUAAUAAUAAUUAUAUUUCAUUUACAAUUAUUAUUAUUAUUAUUAUUAUUAUUAUUAUUAUUAUUAUUAUUAUUAUUAUUAUGAUUAUAACGAUAAUAAUAACGACCGUAAAAUAUUGAGGAUUGUGUCUGUAUUGGGUGAAAAUGUUGAUAGCGUAGCGACCGAGAGCGAUAAAUUGAGACCGAGUGAGAGAUAAUAUAUAUAAAUUUAUGUAAUGAAAGAGAUAAAAGAAUAUUAUGUAUCGUGGUACUGCAAUAAUCUGGUUUCUAAAAGUGUUUUCCAUCGACCCGGGUAAUUUAAUUAUCCAUGCUGGUGUGUUCUUCCAACGACUGUUCAAUCGAUAGAAGAGCCGUGCCAGAUAUAUAUAUAUAUAUAUUUAUAUAUUUCGGGCAAGUCAAGUAAACAAGCCUCUUUUGAAAAAUUAUAAAUAACUCAAGUGAAUUUACUGAAAAAAGAAAUAUUUAAAUAUUACAAACGAUCUGACGUAGCAUCUUACUCCAACUAUACAGAAAGAGGUUUUUCUUUUUUUAAAUGAAUUUAUUUUAUGUCUCACUAAAUAACAACACUUGCUAGUAAUAAAUAAUGUUACUGGGCAAUUACCAAAAUCAUCAUUUAUCUAAUACUUGACUCUAAUUAAUUGCUUGCGUGCUGAGAAUAUACUUUUAUAUAUUUCAUUAUUAUUAUUAUUAUUAUUCAUAUUUCUUAAUGAUUGGAGCAGACAUUUAUGCUGUAAAAAAUUGCGAGUGAUUUCGGAGUGGUCUGGAUUUUAUUUAAAUCCACAUUCACUUCGAUUCGGAGUUUCAAUACAAAAUUAAACUCCCAUUGGCAGUGAAUUUCACUCCGAGAAAAUAAAAUAAAUUGUCAUCCGCUCCGGAUUUACUCCGCUGAUUUUUUGCAGUGAACUAUAAAAAAAAACAGCCGUGAGGUUUACAUGUACAAUUAAAUUUGCGACCCAAGUGUGAUGUGAUUUUAAAUGACAGAAAAAGGUCAAAGCUGGAGGAAUAAGGAAGUCGAAUAAAAAAUAAAUAUCUUGUAUAAGCAUUUUUCCGGUAGUGGGUACAGUAAUAUAAUAAAAAUAUAAGGACAGCUCCCUCGAGACUGAAUCCAGUUGGAAAAUUUUUUUAUACGAGCGAGAAAGCAUCGGGAUUCCCGGUCGGGUAUUACGAUAUCAGGAGAGGGAAUCAGGAUAACUGAGAAACUAGUAGGACGUAGGAGGGUUUAUUACGGCACAAGGCUAUCAAUACUUGGAUUGAGGCUCUAUGUACUCUGAAUAUAUAAAAAAAAAAAUUUUCCGUAUUUCAUUAUUCAAUAUUCAUUCCGUUAUAAUAUUUUAAUGUAAUAAGUACUGCAUAUAUAUGUCUUUUGUCAUAAAAUUAUUAUUAUAUAUUAUUGCAUAAUAAAUUUGACCCUGACGAAAGACGUUUAUAAGACAAUUUCAUAAAUCUUGGCAUGAAAAUUUUCAUUUUCUUUUCCGCUAAAUAAAAAUUUAUCUAUCGUAAGCGCGGAUAAAUUUUAUUACUUUUCAAGGUCGAAUUCUCAUUUGAAUUUUUAAAUUUUUUCGCGGCAUAUUGGAUUACUACUAAAGUAACUUGAGUCGUAUUCAAUAAUAUAAACAUAUACCUCUAUCCAUAUCGUCAUUAAAUAAUAUAUCAAAUGAAUACUAAUUAUUAUCGUUACUGUCAAUAGGUAAUUUUUAAAUAAUUAACGCUAAUAAAAUUAAUUAUCGUGGGAAUAAUUUAUCAGAGUACAUUUUAAUGACAUGCCGGUUGUAAUUAAAAGAUAUUUAUUUUCUUUUAUUAACGAAGGAGAAGUUAUCAAGUAUGUAUAGAUAUACACCUGUGUAAAAAUAAUAUUGCCAGAUGUCAAACACGCGCUGCGUUAGAUAAAAUAUAUCAUACAUUAGUUAAUCGAUUGACGUUAUAUUAGUUUCUUUAUUUUAAACAUCAGCCUCAGUGACGUCACCGCAGCAAAAUAAAAUGUUAGCAUUGAAUUGUGUGUUGACUUGUUACGCAAAUAAUCAUAGAGAUAAAUUAUCAUUCGAUAUCAUAAUAGAGUAUAAAGGAAAAUAUAUACAUAUAUACGAAUACAAUUAAAAAUAUUUAGUUUAAUUUCGUAAAAUCAGAUAAUUAAAGGCUCAUCUCAUGUUGUACAUGAUUAAAACCGGGAUCAAUUAAUUAAAUUUGCUCAGAUAAUUACAACAUGAGUGAUUAUUUAAAUUAUAAUAAUAAUUAACUUUUUUAUUGUAUAGUUCAAAUUAAGUAUACUGUCCAUUUUAUAUCUCGAUGCUUACUGACAGAUUUAAUUGUACAUUCAAUAGUUUUGCGAGCUCCAAUCAUUAAUUAGUGUCCUGAUUACUCGGUAACAUUUUAAAUUAUAAAGAGAUUUCAUUUAUUCUUCGGCUUUUAAAAAAAUUUUAUGAUCCUGAAGUUACCAGACAAUUAGCAAUUUUCGGUUUUUUUUUUUAAACAAAUCGAUUAAAAAAAAAAAAAACUAAAAAAAUGCAUGUAUAGAAAAUUUAAAAAACUACAGGUGCAAUUUUUUCGAAUAGUUUUUUUUUAUAAUUUAUUGUUUAAAAAAAAAUACAAAAAGUUAUUAGACGUCGGUUAACUUCAGUAUCGUAAAAUCGAAUCUUUAGUGAUCACUAUAAAUGGCAAUUUUAUUUGUUUUUUAUUUAUUUCAGUCCUGAUAAAUGAUGUGAUUGGGUAAAAAAGUUUGGUAAAAGUGAGACAUUGUGUAAUUUUGAAAUAAACGGGUUAAAGAUUAAAAGAUAAAGAGACGAAUUACAAAUUGUCAGCACGUGCAUGACAUUUGGAUGUUACCAGGGCACAUUUGUGUAGUCCAAUGAGACUAAAUUAUCUGUCCUACUCUCAAUUACCGACAUACAAACAUUGGAUAUUAAUAAAUUUACACUGUUUGUGUGCAAAAAAAUUUUGAAUAUCCAAUAAUUUACAACUUGCUAAUAUUUAUUGUACAUGUGUGCAAUAAAUAUGAAUAUUACACGUAAAAAAUUUUAAAAAACAAAAAUAUAUAUAUAUGAUUUGUACCAAAUGUAGUAUUGAAAUGUUACUGGUUAGCCGACGUCUAAUUUUUUGAUUUUUUUUAAAAUUACAAAUUAUAGAGAAAAAAAAUAUUUGAAAAAAUUGCACCUGUAGUUUUUUUAAUUUUCUAAAUGUGCAUAUUUUUAGUUUUUCUUUUUUUUUUUGUAAUUGAUGUUGAAAAAAAUCCAGAAGCUGUUUAUUGUCUGUCACUUUCAGGAUCAUGUAUAGAACGGAGUAUAUUAAGUUCUGAUGGUAAAUUGUGGGGAUAAAAAAUUAGGAAUCGCAAGUACGUGACACCUGAUUGUCUGUUUAUAUUUAUUUAUUAUUUUUAUUGAUGAACAUUGUGAUGUGUUUGUCGUGUCAGUGUAAAUUGAAUAAAUUUAUCAUUUAACAUUUUAUUGUGAUGAUUAAUUUAAGUGUAAUAAAACAAAUAACUUGGCAGGACAUUUAUUAUUAAAUAAUAAAAUGUGAUUAGCACGCAAGUUCAUUAACUUUAUAUCGAGUCAGAUAAAAAAAAAAAAACAGUCUAUUUUUUUUUAUGUUAAAGAUUAAAUGAAUUAUUGAAUCUAGUGUUGCAUUUAAUGCACAUCGAUUUGUUUUAGUUUGCGUAUUAAAAAUAAUUUGUAAAUUUUUUUUUUGUUAUUUUUAAGUUUUUAAAUGUGAUUGCAAAGUGUGGAAUUUAUCGCGGGAAAAUAUUAUAUGAUUGUUAUUGUUUAAAAAAAAAUAUUAUUAUUAUUAUAAUUAUUGUAAAAGAAUCUCUGUGUAUAGUGUGAAAUAUGUGUGAAUGAUAAAAUUAUAAUAAACAAAAAUAUAUGUUGAUAUGAGUGGAGAAGAUGCGCGUCGGUCGUGAGAAUCUCGAAAAAAAAAAUAAUAAUAAUAAUAAAGUAAAAUUUUUAAUAAUUUUUAUCAGCUCGAUAAUUAAUGAGUGGAAAAAUAAUAAUUAAUUUAUCAAAGGCUUGAUGUAUGUUUAAAUUUUUUGCCGAAAGAGUUGGAAUAAUGAAAUUAUUAAAAAUUACAAUACAAGAAAUAAAU